CAAAACUUCCUGACAUAAUAAUAUAACGCAGAUUUUACAAUUUGAAAAUAACAAAUAAAUCGAAAUGGCUUCCAAGCACAGGACAUCUUUAAAUGAAGCAUCAGAUUUGAAACAUGACUUUGCCUGCUCCAUGUGUACAGAUGAUAAGCUCAACAUAGAGGCGAAGUUUUUCUGUGGGGACUGCUCGAAAUAUUUCUGUGACAAUUGCCUGACAUUCCAUUCUGAAACACACAAAGGUCAUGCUAUGUUUGGCCGUAAGGAUGUGGGACAGGAUGAUGCCAUAGUUACUUGUGACCUUCACCCUCAAAAGGCGAUAGAACUGCUGUGUGAGGACCAUGCUGAGCUUUGCUGUAACCUCUGUGUGUCCCUUGAUCACAGGAACUGUAAGCGCAUCACAUUAAUACCGGAUGCAGCCAAGAAUAUACACAAGAUGGGCAACUUCAAUCAACUUCAAAACAACAUUACCAAAGUAAUAGCAAGCCUGGACCGGAUGAAAAAGUCCAAAGAGAAUAACCAGAAAUCCCUGAUGGCUUCAAGCAAGUCCAUACUGACAAAGAUCAAGGUUCUGAGGACGUCACUGAACAAACUGCUAGAUGAGCUGGUGGAGAGCACAGUGGAAGAGUUAAACAGUGUCGUGGUUGACCUCGAUGACACACUGCAGAAGGAUAUUGACCAGUGUGACCUCCUACAUGACCAGCUCAAUGCCCUCUUUGCUACCAUCCAAACUAAGCGCAAAGAAAAUGUGGCUGGAUUCUAUAUCAGCUACAAGAAAUGCCAGGACAAGAUUACAGAGGCCAACAGUUUACUACGAAAGUUGUCAAGGGAACCAAAAGCAACCGUCACUUUCCAACCUGACCCCAAGGCUGAACAAGUGUUGUCUGGCUUAGAGAUACUUGGAAACAUCCAGAGGUAUCCUGAAACAGAAACUCAUUUACAAUCAUCUGGACAGCUCGAUCUUCAAUCAUUCUUUACAUCUCCAGUAACAGAUCCGUUUGGUAAUCCAUUCAAGUUCAAGUUUUGGUAAUAGCAAUGCUAAAAAUGGCUUAAUAUUGACAAUUGUCACAAGCUUUGAGAAAAUACCUCUGUGUAUCAACAGUUACAUUUAGUUGUCAAAUAAUGGAGGUAAACAGCAUGUAUUCAUUCAAUGAAUUUACAAUAUCUUGGACAUAUUAACUAGUAUGCAAUUUCCUUUUAUUGCUUUUAUAUAUUCUCUACAAAUAUUCUAUUGUUUCAAUUGAACAAUUAAAUAGC
This is a messenger RNA of Mya arenaria, 1251 nucleotides long. RefSeq names its product transcription intermediary factor 1-beta-like. Gene Ontology annotation, biological process: positive regulation of DNA-templated transcription. The record is from RefSeq and is a predicted model, not a curated record. Gene Ontology annotation, cellular component: nucleoplasm; chromatin. NCBI's taxonomy places the organism in Eukaryota, Metazoa, Mollusca, Bivalvia, Myida, Myidae. Gene Ontology annotation, molecular function: zinc ion binding; ubiquitin-protein transferase activity. The transcript is spliced from 2 exons. The coding region runs from base 65 to 1024 and encodes 319 amino acids.